Messenger RNA from Numida meleagris (helmeted guineafowl), 4782 nucleotides. RefSeq names its product arginyltransferase 1 (gene ATE1). Gene Ontology annotation, biological process: protein arginylation. Gene Ontology annotation, cellular component: cytoplasm. Gene Ontology annotation, molecular function: arginyl-tRNA--protein transferase activity. The transcript is spliced from 12 exons. The coding region runs from base 304 to 1872 and encodes 522 amino acids. The record is from RefSeq and is a predicted model, not a curated record. Lineage: Eukaryota; Metazoa; Chordata; Aves; Galliformes; Numididae.
GCAGCCUGCAAGUGGAAUUUACAUGGUUAAGAAGCUCUCAUACAACGGCCUCGGCCUAUCGAUCCAGCCUGUCCAGAUCCCUCUGUUUGUUUACCAACAAAACCGAACAAACACACCCAAACUAGCGGUUUCACUUGCACUUCAUGGGGAUAAUAGUUCGCUAGGAGCUGGCUGAAGAACGCAGGUUACUGAUUACGGUGACAAAAAGCGCUCGGGGGCUGACGGUACCACACCGCCCGCCCGUCCCCGUGAGCCGCGGGGCUGAGCCGGGCGGGGCGGUGAGCCGGGCGGGGCCGGGCCGCCAUGCGCCGCGCCGUGGUGGAGUACCGGGGCUGGAAGGAGGGCUACCGCUGCGGCUACUGCGCCUCGGCGCAUGGGAAGGUCUCCGCCGGUAUGUGGGCACAUUCAAUGACAGUUCAAGAUUACCAGGACCUCAUAGAUAGAGGAUGGCGAAGAAGUGGAAAGUAUGUCUACAAACCUAUCAUGAAUCAAACGUGUUGUCCUCAAUAUACAAUAAGAUGCCAGGCACUGCGUUUUCAGAGCUCCAAAUCUCACAAGAAAGUUCUGAAGAAAAUGUUGAAAUUUAUUUCUAAAGGAGAUGUUUCAAAAGCGGUGAGUGAAGAAGAGCCUAUGGAUUCCCAUGUAGAGGAUGCAGUCUCAUGCGAUUUUGCACAUAGAAGUGAAUCUCACGUCAGUGAGGCUGAACUGACUCCAUUAAAUGAGGAUCACACAGACAGAGAGGAGAAAGAAGAUGAGGACAAAGGAGAAGCAAAAGAAGAGGUGAAUGUGAAGAAGACAGAGCUGGGUUCUCUUCAGAUAUGUGGAGAUAAAGGUGCAGCAGUCCCUGGAGAACCAUCACCUUCUACAAAAACUGUUCAUGCACCACCCAAGCCAGGCAAGGGGGCUGAUCUGAGCAAGCCACCGUGUCGAAAAGCAAAGGACAUACGGAAAGAAAGAAAACUGCAGAAACUCCUUCAGAACCAGAGGUGCGCGCUUGAAGGCUCUCCACUUCAAGCAGAACAUCAAGCUUUACUCUUGCAAAACUCAAAGUCUGCAACAAACCAACCGAAAAGUAUUGAAGACUUCAUUUUUGUCCCUCCACCUGAUGAUGCGCUGCACAAAUUGGAGGUGAGGGUUGUGAGAUCAUCUCCGCCAAGUUCACAGUUCAAAGCCACAUUUCAGGAGUCUUACCAGGUCUAUAAACGUUACCAGAUGGUUAUUCACAAGGACCCACCUGAUAAACCAACUAUAAAUCAGUUCACACGAUUCCUCUGUGAUUCUCCUCUUGAGGCAGAGAAUCCACCAAAUGGACCAGAAUGUGGCUACGGUUCUUUUCACCAGCAGUACUGGCUGGAUGGGAAGAUAAUAGCUGUGGGUGUCAUUGAUAUCCUGCCCUACUGCGUGUCCUCUGUCUAUCUGUACUACGAUCCAGACUAUUCCUUCUUAUCUUUGGGAGUCUACUCUGCAUUACGGGAAAUUGCUUUUACUAGGCAACUUCACGAGAAAGCUCCCGAUCUCUGUUUUUAUUAUAUGGGUUUCUACAUUCAUUCGUGCCCCAAAAUGCGAUACAAGGGUCAGUACAGACCUUCUGACUUGUUGUGUCCGGAGACGUACGUCUGGACGCCUAUUGAACAAUGUCUCCCACUGCUUGAGCUUUCCAAAUACUCUCGUUUCAACCAGGAUGCAAAAGCAGUUGAUGAAGAUCGUAUUAAGGAACUGGGCAGAGUGAGAGUACUUCACAAGAGAACCAUAAUGCCUUACAGUGUGUAUAAGAGGAGGAGGAAGGGGCCGAGCGAUGAAGCCAGCGUUCAGCAAUAUGCAAGUUUGGUUGGACAGACGUGUUCAGAAAGAAUGUUGUUGUUUAGAAGCUGAGAAACCAUCAAAUGACGCUUUGAUGGCACAACCAUCAUUUAUUGCACUGCCACUGGAUGAUGUAAAGUAGUUGUGUGUUGGUAUGCCUACUAAAGUAACAGUAUGAAGUACAGGUAUGUAACUAGGCUUGUGUGAAUACAUGGAACUGUGUUUUAAGGACAACUCCAAUGAAACUUUUUGACAGUACAGCAAGGCUUUAGCAAUAUAAGCUUAGAAAAACGUGCUUGCAGUACAUUUUAAUUAAGUAGUUCUUGCCUUUCUUUGAAUAAUCCUAAGUAUCUAAGCAAAAUGAAAAACAGGUGUUUUUUUCUACAGACAAAGGUUGGCUAAAUCUCUGUUAAUGGUAAUUAAAUGACAAGUGUUUUCAAAUAGCAGCUUGGCUAUCUGUUAUAUGAAAUUGCCAUUAAAUUUGUACUCACAUUUAUAUGCUCCUAAACUAUUGCAAGAGAAUUGAAACGUGCCGUUACUUUCCAAUUGGAAACCUGGCGUGGUUCAAUUAUACUUCAACAGUGUAUUUAAAAACAGGAAGAAAUUAUUUUCCCUGCACACUCUUCAUUUGUUUAAUAUAGCAGGUUAGCAUCUGAGAUCCUGCUGAAUAUGGAAUCGUAGUUGAUUCUCAGUGGCAGGAGAUGCAGCGCUUUGGAAGACUUUCCCUUUCAGAGACAAAGCGGAGUAGUUGCACUAUAAGCUUACCAAAGAGAUGCAGGCAAGUGUCACGGAGCUCUGUGAGGUUUUCUGUUGUUUGUUUGUUUUGGUAUAAGCCUUAUCCUUUAUCUAAAAAGAGUGGAUGUUUUAACGCACAUCACUGAUGUGAAAUAGUUUGGGAUGUUCAGCCCGUAGCUCUUCAGUGCACGCUUCAGAACUAUGCUAAAAAGGAUACGAGGUACCACUGCUGGUUGGUGUUGCAAUUUCUUCAGCAGAGUUGUAUAGGGAGACUUGCAGAUCCCAUCCAUGGGUCUUUGUGACUGUUCUGCUCAUGCCGCAGUGGCCCACGGGUUAUUAUUAACAUCUUCAACAUUUUACUGAAUGUUUCUGUCGGAAACAGAAAGUUGUGAUGCGUUAUCAAAGCACUUUAUUACUGAUAUACUAAUGCUGUCAUUAGUAAACUGCAUCCAUAUCAAGUCGUACAAGGGAAAUAAUAUGGUUUUACAUUCUGCAGAGUGUUGCAACACUCUAACAAUCCCAAUGUGUUUGUCAUUUGCUUAUCUUCUUGGGUGACAGGAGCUACUAUUUACCUUGAAUCAACCUGAAGCUUCCUGUUAACCUUUGGAGAAGGAGAUUCUUAUUCAAGAUUUUACGUGUACACGUUUCCUUUUCCCUAGGAAGAAAUCAAAUCCAACUUUUAUCUCUGAAGGUUCCGUCUUGUGUCAGUCGUGGGCUUGAUUUAAUUUUAAACCCUUGGCCAGUAUCAUUAAUCAUGGAUUUUUACAUGAAACAGACACAAGAGUGUUGAGAUUCAAGUGCGCUGGGGAUUUACUUAUUUUUUCCCAUGUCAGUUUGGUCACUGCAGUAUUACAGGUGAUGAGUGCAGGUUCAUCGGUAACUUUAAAAAGUGUGGUUGUGCUUUGUUAAUUGCUGUGUAUUGUAUCCAUCUACUGCCACUUUGCAACAAAACUGGUUAUUUCUGCCAGCCUCGUACCUGGACGUGUGUGUCUGGUUAUCUGGGCAAGGUUUUUGUGUGAUCUGUGUCUGGCCACGUCUCAUCUAAACCCGCUGCCGUGGGAGAACCACUGUUCAUGGCCAUUAUGAUAAGGAGUCGUUUACUGUGGGGAAAACGCCUCUUAGCGCUCAGUGAAAUGUUGGAAUAGCGUGACAUUGUCUGCCUGUUCCAUGUGUUGAAACGUGGUGAUGCCCACAGAGCUUGAAAACAAAACGAACGGGAAAACCUUUUUGUGUGAUAUAAAAUCAGUUAAAAGGCACACACACAAAAAAUCCAGUCUGGCUUUCAAAAUCUGAAAGGUAAGAAAAACCAUUUACUGAAGGCCUUGCUGAACCUGGUGGAUAAAGUUCCUGUUCAAUUACAAGGGAGCAGACUUACGUUAACACCCAGAGCUUGGAAGAGCUGUCCUCUGUGCCCUGUAUUUAUUGUUGAUUUGCCUUCCACGUAUGUAAUAGACCUUUUAUUUCUUCUGAUCCUCCUUUCUCAUUGGGAGCUUUUAAGGACUACAGUUAAAGAAAAGCGUGAGAACUGAGUGCAACUUGAAGUUGUCACUGGUGUGACAACAAAAUGUAAAUGACCAUUUCCUGUGAGUUCCAAAAUGGUGCUUUCACUUUCUGACCUCCACUGAAACUGCAGCAGGAUGGGGUUUUGAUUCUUAUUGAAAUAAAAUGAAAAAAGAAUAGAGACAAAAUUGAGAUGAACUCAGAAAUUGAGCUCAUCUGAUCCAGCGUGCUGGUACCUGACGAGCUUUGUUGGUGUUAUUUAGAAGGAACUUGGUGCUGUAUUUUCCAGAGCUAUUUUAGAAGUGGAAUGGAGUCCUGAAGGUAAAGCUCUCUAAGCUUUGGCAUAGAUUUCAGUGGAGCUGAAAAUUCACCACUACUUUAAUUUUAUUUAAUGAGAUUUCACUGAGAAUUAUUAAAGAUAUUUAAUUUAGUAUAAAAUACUUUAUAAGCAUUUUUUUAGUGUAAUUAGUUUGUGAGAGUUAAUCCCUCAAGGUUGCCUUGUUCUGUUAUCUAUUGCUAAAUGAGCAUAAAAUGGUAAGAAAAUGCAGAGCUGUGACCAAUGCUAAAAAAUAUCAUGCUUUGUUUUAAUUGGAAAUAAGUGGGGAGCUUAUGCAUUUCCAGCAUCAACACAUUUCAGUGAAUGCAAAAGAACUCGCAUGUUGAGUUUGUAAUUGCUUUUCAGCAGGCCUGUUUGACUUGUAAGUAGAGAAAAUAAAGCUAUUUCUAGUCUCUGUGAAUUAUUAUAAA